Molecule: messenger RNA, 717 nt
Organism: Schizosaccharomyces osmophilus
Lineage: Eukaryota; Fungi; Ascomycota; Schizosaccharomycetes; Schizosaccharomycetales; Schizosaccharomycetaceae
Gene: ccs1
Product: superoxide dismutase copper chaperone Ccs1
Exons: 3
Coding region: 1-717 (238 amino acids)
Biological process (GO): superoxide metabolic process
Molecular function (GO): metal ion binding
Source: RefSeq, a predicted model, not a curated record
AUGGUGCAAGUAGAAUUUUUGGUAAAAGAUUGCACUGUCGAAGCAAGAAAUGCGGUUCAAGAAGAAUGCAAGAAUUUGCAAAUUGACGAUUAUGAAUGGGACGACACGAUCGGUCAAUUAAUUGUGAAAAGUUCACUUCCACCUUCUGAAAUUCUUCAUCAUCUAGAAACAGCUACUUCCAAGCCAAUCCUGAUUCGCGGUGCUAGUUCCCAAGAAGAGUCGGGAGUCUGUAUUCUCUAUGACAAUACAGAAGACCUAUCUUCAGUUCCAAAAGUCCAUGGUUUAUGCAGAUUUAUUCCUACAGAGAACCGAGUUUACUUGGACUUGGUUGCAACCCAAGUAGAACCCAAUACCGAAUACGUCGCUGAAGUUGCUGUUUCGGGAGACAUCUCUCGUGGACUAAAAUCUGUUGGCGGAGCCUUUGCUUCCCUUGCAUCCAUCUCUUCUAAUGAUGCUGGAAAAAUUGCUUUUUCUCAAGAAGUCAAUGGUACCCUGCAAGAUUGGAUUGGUCAUGCAUUCGUAUUAAAAGCCACCAACGAUUCUUCCAAUGGUGUCUUGGGAAUUAUAUCUCGUAGCGCUGGUGUCGGUCAAAAUACAAAAAUCAUUUGCGCUUGCUCUGGUAAGAGCUUGUGGGAGGAGCAUGCUGAAUCCAACGUGUCUUCCUCGGAAGCGUCUUGCUGCAAAAAAGAAGUUCCAAAAAAGAAAUGCUGCUGUUAA